Messenger RNA from Komagataella phaffii GS115, 585 nucleotides. RefSeq lists its product as hypothetical. The record is from RefSeq and is a predicted model, not a curated record. NCBI's taxonomy places the organism in Eukaryota, Fungi, Ascomycota, Pichiomycetes, Pichiales, Pichiaceae. The transcript has a single exon. The coding region runs from base 1 to 585 and encodes 194 amino acids.
AUGUCCGAUCUUCAAGAGACUGUGUCCUUAAUCAGGUCGACUAUAGAGAAUUUUCAGAUCGAACCGGACGUGCAAACUAUCAACCAAAUUAAUGAAAAUCUUUCUCUGUUGAGCUCCAAACGGAAACUUAAACUCGAUCACCAGCUAGAUUUGUUGUCACGUAUCAGUAAACAGAGAGACGAACUUAAAGAGUUCAACAAGCAAUUAUUGGAAACAGAAGACCGUCAACAGACCCUAAAGAGUAUCGAAGAGCUUGAACACGAAAAAUUUAAAUUAGCAAAAUCAAUAACAGAUCUGGAGAUGAACAUGAAUCACCUUCAGAAUUCAAUCUCUAGUUUGACCCAGAAUCUCAACGAAUUAGAAGAGCAAGAAAAAGCAGUGAUAUCGAAUGAUCUACAAGAAAACUACGAUUCGACAGUGUUAAGACUCAAGCUUUUCAAGAGCAUGGGGUUGAUGAUAGAUACAUCUAAGGAUAAAGAUCAGAUUAUAAUCUACAAUAAAGAUAAAGGUGUUAGUGAUAUACUGCCGGUGGAGGAAAAUUAUAGUGAUUUUUUUGUGAGCAACUAUGUGUGGGAUAAUCUAUGA